This is a messenger RNA of Macrosteles quadrilineatus (aster leafhopper), 3189 nucleotides long. RefSeq names its product hexosaminidase D-like. The transcript is spliced from 7 exons. NCBI's taxonomy places the organism in Eukaryota, Metazoa, Arthropoda, Insecta, Hemiptera, Cicadellidae. The coding region runs from base 209 to 1822 and encodes 537 amino acids. The record is from RefSeq and is a predicted model, not a curated record. Gene Ontology annotation, molecular function: hexosaminidase activity. Gene Ontology annotation, biological process: carbohydrate metabolic process.
GGUAGAUGGCAGCAGUGAAGUGUCACUGUGUUUAUGGGUGCCGCAGUUUUUACAGUUUAAAUAUCACGCAGUGCAUCUAUAUCGUUGUCAGUUGUUGGUACAGCGGCGUUUGACCCUGUCUAUCAGACCAACCAUCUAUCCACCGACCGUGACAUUGCUGACCACUACGUGAAAUUCCCUCAAAGCAGUGCUGCAGUGAUGCCUGGAGAUGCCUCGCCGUCGUGUGCUGCUGCUGUGUUUCCUCUCGCUCAUGGUGCUGCUGUCUCUCCCUCUCUUACAAAGAGUACAAGAUAAUGAACUGUCUAAGAAGUGGCAUCCUCCGACCACUCAGUCAUCUGCCAUCACUGCUGACAAGCCGACCGAGUAUGGCUUAACACACUCGACCCUGAGAGUGGUACACCUGGACCUGAAGGGAGCUCCACCAAAACUGUCAUACCUGCGUCAGCUAUUACCCCUACUUGCAGCCCAGGGGUGUACAGCACUACUGGUGGAGUAUGAGGACAUGUUCCCAUACCAAGGGACCCUGGCCAACAUCUCAGCCAGGAAUGCUUAUACACAAGAGCAAGUGCUUGAACUCAUGUCCUGGGCUGGCCACCUAGGUAUGGAGGUCAUUCCCCUUGUGCAGACAUUUGGUCAUUUGGAGUUUGUACUCAAAUUAGAAGAGUUCCGGCACAUUCGAGAGUUAGACACGUUCCCUCAGGAGGUUUGUCCACGAGCUCCAGGAACUCUGGGACUCCUCAAGGAGAUGAUCCAACAGGUGAUGAGCCUACAUCCCUCAGCCAAGUUCCUACACAUUGGUUGUGAUGAGGUGUACCACUUAGCAGCAUGCCCUAGGUGUACUCACAGUGGGAAAGGCAGCAGAGACAUAUUCACAGAACAUGUGGCACAAGUGGCUGAGUUUGUCAGAUCCAUGUAUCCUGGGGUGAUUCCUCUGGUCUGGGACGACAUGCUGCGCCGCUGGGACCCCGUGUAUCUAUCCAAGAGUCCCCUGGCAUCGCUGGUAGAGCCGGUGGUCUGGGCCUAUACAGACAACAUCACUAGACUGGUGCCGCACUAUGUCUGGUACUGGUACUCAAAGACAUUCCCCAGAAUCUGGGUGGCUGGUGCCUUCAAGGGGGCCUCCUUGCCCACCUCUGUACUGCCCGAUGUCAAGAUGCACUUUCACAAUCAGAAGUCUUGGCUGAAACUUCUCUCACAUUCCAACACCAAGAUUGGUGGAUACGUCCUCACAGGUUGGUCCAGAUUCGAUCACUUCGCCGUCCUCUGCGAGAUACUCCCUCCGUCGAUUCCUUCUCUGUUACUAAACCUAAUAUUGAUCUCAACCAAAGAAGAUGACAAAGUAGUUAUUGACAUAUGGAGAAAAGCCUUGAAAUGCUCAUCAAAGUCUACACUUUCCAUUGACUUCUCGUCUAGAAAUCACAGACCGUUGACUUUAUGUUCCUUUCCUGGUCUUAAAACGUUCCUUAUAAUUUCAAAGUAUUUGACUUUGAAAUCCAGAGUUGACAGCUAUUAUGAGUCUGUAACAGAAAAAACCGCGUGGAUGACGCCUUACAACGUUAAACAUAAUUUUACAAGUCCAUAUCGAGUUUUAGAAGAAUUUAGACUGAAAGAAGGUUAUACACUGAUCAAAGAGGUUAAAAACUUUGUAAAUGAAACUAUUAUUGCUUUAUCGGAACAUUUCGAUGAGUUUACUGUGAAUGAAUGGAUAGAGCAAAGAAUUCAACCUAUGGAUGAACAGCUGACAUACUUAGAAACUGUAAGUAAUCAACUCAUCACAAGAAGAUCGUGGCCUAGGCGGCCAAUUGGUUCUGUGUGGACUUAAAAUUAGUUACUUUUAGUUAGAGUAAUUAUUGGGACCAUUGUAUGCGAGUUUUAAUUAUUAUAAAUAGUUUUACAGAUAUAUUUCCUUCAUAAGGAACGUUUUGAAUAUUGUAUACUGAAAUAGCAAACCAUAGAUUUAUUUCAAUGAGGUUUUUUUACCCUUAGAUCACAAAUACACUUAACAUCAACCCUUUUUGUGCAGUGCAAUAAAAAAAAUAGCCUAACCUCAACAUCCAAAGUUAAGGGUAACUGUAUUGACUCGAAAUUGUUCAAUAUAGUCCCCUUUAUUGUAUGGUUAAAAGUUACUUCAUUUUGAGCAUCGGGUUUGGGAUGGAGGAGGGGUAAAAGUUUAACAAAUUGAUUGUAGGUUUUUUGUUGUUAUUAAAUAUCUUGAAAACCAUGUAGCUUAGUACAAAAUACAUUAUUUACAAACAUGCUCUAUGAUUAAUUUCAAACCAGAAUGGUUCUCUUCAUAAUCUUGUUAAAGUGAAUGGUUGAAGAGUUACAAAAGCUUUAACAUGGGAAUUUGACAAUUUUUAACGCAUGAAAAAUUAUGGGGGUAGCUAAAUAUAUUUAAAAUAGUAUAUUUCAUCACUAUGGUGAGGGUGAAAAAGUCACUUUUUGCCCGUGUGGUGUGGUAAACUAUAUUUUUUGUCAUAUUGCAUCAUUAAUAAUCAACAAACAAAGCUAGAAAACGAAAUAACUUUUAUGUAAAAAUAAACUCUCAAAACCACUUCCAGCUUGUUUUCAAUCCUGCUAUCCAAAUAAUAAGCAGCUAUUUAGUAAGUGAUUCAAUAAUUUUGUCUAUUACGAUUGUGGUACAGUACAUUAUACCAUCGAUAUGUGUCAAGCAAUAUACAAAAAUAUGCUAAAACCUUACCUAAUAAAUCAUUUGAUAAAUAAUUUAGGUCAAUACAAUUGACACAAUUUAAAAUUACAAAUGUUUACAAUAGCUGAUUUGUACUCCCUAGAGACCAAAAAUGAUUUUUACUCCCUAGAGUAAAAAUGCUACUUUAGACCCGCAACUCAUGUAUUAAAAACGGCUGUUUUUGCUGCAGUAUGACGAAAAAGUAAUAGAGAUAGAGCUACAAAACAUGGAACAUAGUCACUGGACAUAAACAUUUAAAACAUUAUUUAAUGAUACGCUACCUUCUCAAUGGGACAGUCCGCUAGGAGCCAGAAGAAAAUCUUUUAAGGUAAGCAUUGGUUGAUAUUUACAUCAUAUUAAAGGCUAUGUUAACAGUGCCGCAAACACAAACUCCAACGAAUGAUUGUGUCAAAAAUGGCAGCCGUUAAACGAUUUCAUUCUCUUCAUCAAGAUUAUGAAGAGGAUCAUGAUCAUUCUUGGACGAAAUUAAUUUAUCUUAG